CAAAUCUAGUUAUCCUAUCCCCAUCUUAAAUUCUAUAUUUCUAUCAUGGUAUCAGAGUCAGUUUUAGCCCACUUCCUUUGCUAAGGUGUCCAAUUAGACGUUUGUUCCUAGCAGCCCUAGUCUUUAGCCUAGUUGUUCGUGUGGAAUCUAUAUCCAACAGCCUUUGGAACCCGAUUGCUUGCCUGAAAGUUCAUACCCAGCGGCUCGUGGUCCUUUAGGUGUUGACGCUAAAAAAAGGGGAUGGGAGUCCAUUUGGAAGUGGUAACCUGGUUAAAUUCAAAAUUGCCCGAUUGUCCACUUGAGGGGGAGUGUUAGAGAGUAUCCACAUCGGAAAAGUGUGAAGAAAAUAAUCAGUAUAUAAGCUCUUGAGUUGAACUAAGUAAUUGAUUGGAUUCGAUCUUUUAAUGUGGUUUAGCUCAAAUGUCUUAUUGCCCAAUCCAGUUAUCCUAACCCCAUCUUAAAUUCUAUCAAGGUGCAAAGGGAGAAAUGGAUGGCACAAACAACAAUGGACUUCAAGGUCUGAUUUGACUCCUAAACAAGUCAUUGCUUUUGGAAUGGAGGUUUCAAGGGUGUAGUGGACACCACAGUGAUUGCUCAUAUCCUUUACCAAUAGUCUUCUUAGUCAAAAGAUCCUAAAACAAAUAGUGGCCUUGAAAAAAAAGUGACACAAGGUUUGCUCACAGAGACUAAAAGCACGGAGAAAUUAGGUAGACAUAAAACAUUUGACAAGGAGAGCAAAUGAUUUUGUUGUGUCUCACUCUUUCACCAAUGUCCUCCAUUUCAUAAGAGAUUGAUUGUUUGGUGUCGAGAAAAUAAAAAGUACAUGUUUUCAAUAUUAUGAAAUCUUACAAGUGAAUCACACAAAAAACCUAUAUACACAAGAAGGAAAAAGGGUGUCAAGUAUCAACUCUCUGAAAGAACUAACAAUCUAACAUCCUGAUUACUCGUGAUAUUUCUAGCUUGCUACCUUGAUAUGUCAUUACUUGCCACCCCAUUUUUUAUCUUUUGAGUUUUCAAAGUGUACAACUUAUUAAGUAAACUUUAAUUUGAAACCAAAUUCGAUUACUGCAGGUUUCUGAAGGCAUUGAUUUCUCUGAUGAGAUGGCUAGAGUGGUUGUAGCCUUUUUCUGUUUGCCCUUAUUGAUGUGCAUACCUUUUAUUCUUUACUUCUAGUGACGGUUAUAUUUGAUAAUGAUGUGUUCUUGUUUGGCUUUCUGUUAAUGAGGUUUCAAAAUUACAUCUCUGGCUCUCAGUAAAGCACAAGCUUAGUUAAAAUAGUAGAGUAGUACUGUAUAUACAUGCCAUUUUUGUUCAAAUGUUUGUUUAGUUGGCAUUUCAAUCAUGACUCGGGCUUCUUAAUUCUUAUUUCAGAUAGUUGUUGGGAUUCCCUUUCCAAACAUGUGAGAAACACAACAUAUUUUUCUUAUUUGUUUAUUUUGCUUGUGUUUAAUUUGUUGCACUCCUACUGUGGAUGAUCAGAAAUGAUAUUCGAGUUGCACUUAAGAAGAGGUUCAAUGAUUGCUAUAAGCACUCAAAAACCAUUCUUAGUGGUAGUGAUUGGUACUGUCAGCAAGCAUUUCGAGCUGUUAAUCAAGCUACAGGUCGCUGUAUUCGACAUAAAUUUGACUAUGGGGCCAUCAUUUUUUUAGAUGAGCGGUUCUGUGAGGCAAGAAAUAGGGCAUACAUUUCAAAGUGGUUGCGAAAUUCGAUUAAAGAAUAUGAAUGCCUUGAUGAUGCAUUGGACAGGUUGAAAUUCUUUUUCAGAGACAUCAAGGAACGUAAUGGGAGGUCAAUUGAUGCCACCACCCAAAGCUCUGUUGCUAAUCUUGUGGAUAAGCCUUCGUCAAGUAAGAUCCAAGUAGUGAGCCUUGGUAUUCAGAGUUUUAAGUCUACGAACGAAGAGAACUCUAAAGACAAUAGAAAACACAUUGAUCUGGAAUGUGAUUCUCCAAAUAGAUCCAGCCUUAGGUGCUCCAAAGAAGCACUGAUGGCAGCUUUCAGUAGUGACUCUGAAGAAUCAACUUUUUUUAAGAGAACUCCUAGGGCCAGUGGCACUGUUCAUUCAACUUCCUCCGAAUCUUUCUCCAAAGAAUAUUCCAAUUCAUCAUUCAUUCAAGCAUCUGUUGGAAAUAUAGACAACUCAGCAUGUCGUAAUACUACAUCCAUGCAAGAUCUAAAUUGUUUGACUAGCACCCCAGAAAAAUAUCUUUGUGCGUUGGGUAAUUGUAUAACUCCUGAGGUAGAAUCAUCUAUAAAUUCUAGUGUAAAUUCGCGUUCAGAGAAAAGAAAAAAACACUUCGAUUUAUCAUUCGUUUGCCAUUUUGAGGCAGACAAAGUUGAUUCUACAGAUUCCACCGCUCCAAUUGAUGAUUGCUCUGAGCCCUGGUUAAGAUCUCUCAAAGGUAAAAACAUGGGUAUUGAUAGUGAUUCAUUGAUCAGCACAUCGGAGGACUACAGAUCCAUGUUUCGUACCCUUGCCAUGGACAAUAAACUACAGCUUUUUUGCUCAAGUUGCAAAAGUGCAUUGGGUCUUCCUCAUAACAACUUCAUAGUUAAUUGUUCAAUGACUUCAUUAACAAAGGUUCACUUAAAAACACUUUGGCAGAGGAAACUUGAUCUUGAUUUGGGAGCAACAAGCAUCCCUAUUUUGAUUUCCGACAUUGGAUCAAUUGAUCAACAAAUCUACAAUAGAACUUGUGAAAGCAUUUCUGAUCAGGAGAUUUGGUGUAAGGAUGAUGGAUGUGUAUUCAAAACUGUCUUCUGCCCUUUCUGUGACAAGCCCACCAAUUGCCUUGGUGUACAAGUCACAGCUGCUGAUGCUUCAAAUAUCCAAUUUCUUAACAAGAUACUAUUUUUUUCAGAUUCCCUCUUGAUAAAGACCACGGAAGCAUCAAAAGCGGUAUUGUCGCCAUGCCCUGGCUCUAGCACCAGUGGGAAAGCUGGUCCUUGUUCCAUUGAGAAUUUCUCUUCCCCUCCAUAUAAUAAUCCGACAUGGUCGAGCACCACUGCGAAGACUGAUCCCAGUGCCACUGAGAGUUUCUCUUACACUCCUGAUAAUACAAAAGCAACAGGAUGGAGGACUACAAAGUCUAAGAUGCGGCUUCCAAAGAGAGGCCGGCUUUAAGUGCUUUGUACAUGCUAUGCGGGGCUGGAAAUACCGCCACCACGACAAUCGCUGUUGAUUCAAGCUCUUCCUAUGUUUAUCAUUCUUUUUUCCAAGCAAUGCAGGAUUCAGAUAUGCAACGCAUGUGCUAAUUUAGUUUCCUAUUGAAUAUUUGUUUACUUGCAUGGUUUCAUUCAUUAUUUGAUAAAAUGAUGUUUUUUACUUCUUUUUUGUACUCCUUUCGUUUUUAAAACUCUUCAUAUUUUGACUUUUUUAGUUGAAUAGUAAUACUUUUUUAUUACAAAUUGUGAGAAAAGUAUAUUGAAUUAUAAUAUAAAUUUAAUAUAAUC
This is a messenger RNA of Cuscuta campestris, 3453 nucleotides long. NCBI's taxonomy places the organism in Eukaryota, Viridiplantae, Streptophyta, Magnoliopsida, Solanales, Convolvulaceae. The record is from the annotation of a GenBank genome assembly.